This is a messenger RNA of Telopea speciosissima, 2013 nucleotides long. Its product is annotated as L-type lectin-domain containing receptor kinase IV.1-like. The coding region runs from base 9 to 2006 and encodes 665 amino acids. The record is from RefSeq and is a predicted model, not a curated record. The transcript has a single exon. Gene Ontology annotation, biological process: protein phosphorylation. Gene Ontology annotation, cellular component: plasma membrane. Gene Ontology annotation, molecular function: protein kinase activity; carbohydrate binding; ATP binding. Lineage: Eukaryota; Viridiplantae; Streptophyta; Magnoliopsida; Proteales; Proteaceae.
CAAACAAAAUGUUCCCCAAAUGGAUUCUGCUGUUUCUUUUCUUUAGCAGAUUUGUGGCCUCAAAACAACAAGAAGAUGUUGAUUUCACCUACAAUGGCUUUCGUGGAGUCAACAUGAGCCUGAACGGCUUAGCCCAGAUUACAGAGAAUGGCCUUCUAACGUUGGUAAACACCACAAAAGGAAAGGUGGGUCAAGCCUUCUACCCCCAACCGGUUCGCUUCAAGAACACGUCCACUGGUAAUGUUCUCUCCUUCUCUACUACUUUUGUAUUUGCAAUGUUCUCUGAGUUAACAACAGUAGGAGGUCCUGGAAUCAUGUUGGUGAUUUCACCCUCAAAAGAGUUCCCUGGUGCUUUCCCAGGCAGUUAUAUUGGUCUCUUCAACACCACUAACAUCGGCAAUUCAUCCAACCAUGUAAUUGGAGUCGAGUUGGAUUGCCUCCAAAACCAAGAGUUUAAUGAUAUCAAUGACAACCACGUUGGUAUUGAUAUAAACGACUUGAAAUCUGUCGAAUCUGUUCCGGCUUCUUAUUUUAGCGAUAAAGAGAAUCAGUAUCUGAACCUGAGCCUCAUCAGUGGAGAUCCCAUCCAACUCUGGGUGGAAUAUGAUGCAACAAAGCAGCAACUCAAUGUGACUUUAGCUCCCAUUACUGUCCCUAAACCAAUCAUCCCACUCUUGUCCAUCAACAUUGAUCUUUCUAAAACCAUAGUGGAUGAUCCCAUGUAUGUGGGCUUCUCAUCAUCUUCUUCUGCCUUGGAAGUAUCUCAUUAUAUGUUGGGGUGGAGCUUUAGGAUGAACGGGCAAGCAAAAGAUCUCUCACUCUCCCAACUUCCUAAGCUUCCUCGAAAUGGAUCUAAAACAAAUAAAUCUAGAAUUUUUGGAAUUGGAUUUCCUGUGAUCGGUGUUAGUUUAGUGUUAAUGUCGAUCUUCAUCAUCCUUUUCAUUGUUCGAAGGAAGAGAAAGUUCGCAGAAGUUCUUGAAGAUUGGGAACUUGAAUAUGGACCUCACAGGUUCAAAUAUAAAGAUCUCUACAUUGCAACCAAAGGAUUUAAUGAGAAGGAGCUUCUUGGUAUAGGUGGGUUUGGUAAGGUUUAUAAAGGUAUUUUACCAACCUCAAAAGAAGAAGUUGCAGUGAAGAGAGUUUCGCAUGAUUCAAGACAAGGGAUGAGGGAAUUCAUUGCUGAGAUCGUGAGUAUCGGUAAAUUGCAGCAUCGGAACAUAGUGACACUCUUGGGGUAUUGCCGACGUAAAGGAGAGCUCCUUCUAGUCUACGAUUUCAUGCGCAACGGAAGUCUAGACAAGUUUCUCUUUGAUCAAUCAGCAAGAAAUUCAAAAUUGAGUUGGAAUCAAAGAUUUCAGAUAAUCAAAAGCGUGGCAUUCGCGUUACUAUAUCUUCAUGAAGAAUGCGAACAAGUUGUGGUUCAUAGAGACGUCAAGUCAAGUAAUGUGAUGUUAGACAAGGAAUUAAAGGCAAGACUAGGAGAUUUUGGACUUGCAAGAUUAUAUGAUCAUGGAGGUGAUCCUAAAAGCACCCAUGUGGUGGGGACUUUUGGUUAUCUUGCACCAGAACUUUCUAGAACUGGAAAAGUAAACCCUAGUGUGGAUGUGUUUGCGUUUGGUGUUUUUUUGCUUGAAGUUGCUUGUGGUAGAAGGCCUCUAGAGCCACAAGGAUCAGAAGAGUAUUUUGUAUUAGUGGAAUGGGUGAUCUCAUGUUGGAGUAGAGGAGCGAUUCUUGAAACUGUGGAUCCUAAAUUGGGAAUGAAUUAUAAAGUGGAGGAAAUGGAGUUAGUGUUAAAACUUGGAUUGCUUUGCUCUCAUUCCAUUCCAACUGCAAGGCCAUGCAUGCGACAAGUUAUCCGCUAUUUGGAAGGAGAGAUUCCACUGCCAGAGCUUCCAUCUCUGACUUCAGAGUGUUCUGAUGACUUUUCUAUUUGGUGUCCUUAUCUUGACAGGGCAAUGAGUCAGUCGUCAUCGAUUGCAGAUUCUCUACUCUCUGGAGGACGUUGACUCUAUU